Messenger RNA from Gigantopelta aegis, 4075 nucleotides. RefSeq names its product protein stum-like. Gene Ontology annotation, biological process: proprioception; sensory perception of mechanical stimulus; taxis. Lineage: Eukaryota; Metazoa; Mollusca; Gastropoda; Neomphalida; Peltospiridae. The record is from RefSeq and is a predicted model, not a curated record. The transcript has 4 exons. Gene Ontology annotation, cellular component: sensory dendrite. Bases 462 to 3290 code for a protein of 942 amino acids.
CUAUGGCAUCAAAUACCUUUGUACCCGUAUUGACGUCAACAUAUUGGAAGUACCCUAAUCUCCACUAUAGAGGUGAAGAGAGUGGAGUGUAAAGAUUAGACAUUCAUAGCAGGCGAGGCGAAAAGCUGCUAGACGUUUGACACUAAUUACAAUCUAGGAAGUUACCUGCGCAUUAAUGCCUUAAUAAGUCACAAGCAGUGAGUUGGUUUUAACUACAGGACGCGCCAUUGUGUGCUGGACCGGGCGUCAUGGUAGGGUAGCAUUGAUCACACUGGCGGAAUAUGGAAAGACCAUCGAUCCGGGUAUCAGGAAUCUAUAUAUGUGAUGUGGAGACCGACAUAAACGCCAUUUCAGAGUUCGGUUAAAACUGGUAGUCCGUUUCUUAGAUACAGACCCUUCCGUUGUCAUGUCCACAUUUUCACCCGGUACAUAGUAGUGCUGUUUGACGACUAAAACAAAAAAUGUCGGUGGAGGAGACAGAUCAUAAUCCCAUCGAGUUCUCUGACAAUCAAUCUACAGCCGACACCAGUGUUAUUAAUUUAUCAUCUCAGCUAGGGAAUUCGGAUGGGGAUAACGGUCUGAUGAUUUCAAACAAUGAACACGAAUCACUAGAGAAAACGAUAGUGGAAACUGAAUUAAUUGUUACACAAAAUGUACAGGAUGUGCACGAUCCAGUUGCAUUUAAUCAAGCUAGUGCUGAUAAUGGUGAAUUAAUUAAUGAAGAAAAUGGAAAUGAAAAUAUUAAAGCAGAAGCAGACGGCAGAUCAAGCGCAGCAUCUUUUAAACUGUCGGAUCAGGAAAAGAAUGAAGCUGAAUCAGAAGUUAAAAACGAGUUUCUAUCAAUAUCUAUAGAAAACCAGAGUUCUCAUCCAACGUACAGCGACAAUUCCACUGUGGAAAAACCUAGUUCUGCUGGUGAAAGCAGUAAACAAGAAUUCCAAAACGAAAAUAUAAAACCAGCAGUAGAUGAUAAUUCAAGUACUGUAUCACUUAAACAAUCUGCUUUAGAUAAGAAUGAGACUGACUUUGUGAAUGAAAAGGACAAUGCAACAUCGUCUACAGAAGAACAGAUUCGUGACAAGUUCAUCAGUGAUCAACCAAUUGUUGCUGGUGGGACUCCCCACGAUCGUGACAAUAUCACAACUGAUCAACCAAGUGUUAGUGAGGAAAGAAGUAAAGAAGAAUCGGUGAAAGAAAUAGACAAUAGUUCAAAUAUUGUUUCAUUUAAACAGUUAGAUUUAGACAAGAACGAUGCUGAAUUUCACCGCGAGAAAGGCCGUGUAUCAGUAAAUACAGAAGAACAGACUUCCUAUCCUAUAAAAAGUGACUAUUCUACCAGUGAUCAAGCUAGUGCUACUAAGGAAAGAACUAUACAAGAUGCGAGUAACGAAAAUGAGAACGAAAAUAUAAAAGCAGCAACAAAUGAUAGUGUAAGUAUCGAAUCACCUAAACAGUCCGAUUCAGACAAAAACGAGGAUUUUGGUGUAAAAGAUAAACCUGACAUUCAUGUGGAAACUGGUUCUCCACGUGCUUCAGAUAUGGAAAAUAGCGAGAGCAAACAAGCUGGUGUGGUAUUAAUCACAGAGCCUGUGCCAAGUAAAGAAUCUGGUUCUGUUCUAAACGCAGAGCUAGAGUCGAAAACAGGUCAAGAUAAAAUUCAAGAUACAGCGAUAACUGAACAAAUACUCCCGCCAAUCGAGAUUCCCAGUAACACUGCUGAUCCAAGGUUAGAAAAUCCUGAGGAUCAGAAGGAAGAUUCGUUUAAAAGAGAUACAGACACAGGAGUCAAUAAUAAAGAGCAAACUCUUAUAAAAACAACUACCAGGUCUAGUAAAGCGGUUAUUCAAGGAAGGGCGGUUACAAAGAUAAAAUCUGAGAAAGAAAGAAAAAGCAGCACGGGUCGGGAUUUGACAUCAAAGAAUACAGGACGAAAAAUUUCAACGCCAAGAAUUUCGACCAGCAAAAAGGAUGAGUCCAAAGUUUCCACUUCUAAAGAUAACAAAAAGUCUCCUCUUACAAGAAAGCUUGGCGUUGACCAUUCCCGAGAAAGAAUUAACCAAACGGCAUCCGUCAAAGAUACAAAUUUACACAAAUCUUCAGUUAGUGACAAAUCGUCUACUGUGGGCAACCAAGGAUCAGAACCCUCCAAGGAUAGACAAACUAGUGAUAAAGAUGCUGAAAAGAAACAAGAACAUUCCAAACCUGAAAAAAUUAGUGAUAACAUAGAUGCUGAAAAGAAACAACAACUUCUUCAAAGUCAAAAGAACUCGGAUGCUGAAACAUUGUCAUCAACCCGGGUACACGAUGCGACAGAAGAUAAAAAUGUAAAAUCAAACAGCACCUGUACAAUUAUUAAUGAAAAAGAACGAAGUAAAACGUCUCAAAAGGUGAAAUGGAAUGAAAAUGUAGCACUCCAGUUGAAGGGUCUUACGAAACCACUACCUAACGGUAAUAUAAGUUCUAAACAAAAUAAACAAGAAGACUUAAAAACUGAAUCAGUAUCUGAAAAUGAACGCAAUCUGACUAACAAUGUGGAAAAGGGUAAACCUGUUGCAGUAAUCGAGGAAGACGCAGAAACUACGAAUGAAAAGGAGAAAGAAAAGUUUAACCCAAGAUCUCUUUUGGCCAAGGCGGUAUUGAAAAAGGGAGGAAAGGAUAAAUCAGGGUCCGGUUUUGUAGCCAUGAAUGGACCAACUAAAACCCAGAGUAAGGCUUCAUUGGCUGUACGUAGUGUCUCCACAGUGGAUGACAAAGACGACAAACUGUCGGUGGAAUCACGUCGAGACUCUACAAUGCUUUCCCUCGAUUCGGCAUCUCGCAAGUCGGUAGACUUCCGAAACACAUCCACCACCCACCAUAUUCCUGAAGAGAAACCCCGCUCUAUCCUUAACGCUAACAAUGAUUCGUGGAUCCGCUCAGCAAUCCCUUACCAGCCACUAAGCCUGUCAAUUUUGUGUCUACUUCUGAAUAUUUUUCUGCCCGGAACAGGAACUGUACUAAGUGGGAUUUCCAUCCUGUGUUGUGGGAAAACGCGCGUGACUAGCAAGGACGACCACGUGACUGUAACGGUUUGUGUGAACAUAUGUGUGGGUGUGGCCCAACUGUUCACAAUUACCUUCUGUCUUGUUGGUUGGUUCUGGAGCAUCGCAUGGGGAAUCAAAAUGGUCAUCUUGUCAGUUGAAUAUCGACGUGAACUGAAAGCUAAACGAGAAAUGGAGCUACAAGCUAUGGCUCUAAGUGCUUUUGGAUCUCCGACUCGAGUCCGCAACCUGUUCAAUACAACGGCUUGAUGACGAACUUUCUUACACACCCUUUAUAGAGAACGCUGUGAUUUGCACGGAUGUUCGGGUCCUGGUCUGAGGUUAUAGGUGUAUGAUUAGUACCAGUCGAUGAAACACCGAUGCACGCUACGCUAUAUAGCGUAUGUUCAUAUGUAUAGAGACACAGGCUAUAUAGCAUAUCGCGCAUCGGAGUUCAAUCGACGGGUACUAAUCAUACACCUAUAACCUCAGAACAGGACCUGAAGGUCCGUGGUGAUUUGUGGUAUCACGUAGUGAUUGAUUUAUCGACAUCUGAUUGGCUGUUUCGCGGUGACGACCUGGACGCCAAAGCCGCACUGACCAAUGAAAUAACUUUCACCAUCAUCUUUGUGGCGUAUGUCUAUUGUGCGAAUGCACCAUAAAUACAGAUACUUUAUUCAAUUCUGUUUCGCACAUUAGAGAGGCCUACUUUUUGAAACCACUGUGUAAGAUGGUAAGAUGAACGGUAUCCAAUGGCCACUCGUGUGGUACUGCCUAUAAACAAAUUAUUAUAGAACGAUUUCAUACACGCAUGUGCACAUACUAUUUUAAUUGUAAUUACUAGUCACUUUGACAAAACUCGAAAUGGAUGUGGCUGGUACAAGUUGAGACUAGUACUAAGUGAGAUAUUACACUGCAGUGGGAUAGGAAGGAAAUAAAUGUUUUAUAUAACGACGCACUCAACACAUUUUAUUUACGGUUAUAUGGCGUCAGACAUAUGGUUAAGGACCACACAGAUUUAAAGAUAGGAAACCCGCUGUCGCUACUUCAUGUGC